This is a messenger RNA of Periconia digitata, 866 nucleotides long. NCBI's taxonomy places the organism in Eukaryota, Fungi, Ascomycota, Dothideomycetes, Pleosporales, Periconiaceae. The record is from the annotation of a GenBank genome assembly.
UCUUCGUCCGGUUCGUUAUGGCCUCGCCUUUACAGAAAGACCCAUCUACAACAUCACUAUCGUUCACCUCAUGGAACGACGAUAAGCCGACAACGAUCGUUCUUCUUCACGGAGGCUUCACGUGCAACCUGGAAUUUGCUCUUGUCCUACCGCAUCUAUCCGACUUCCAUAUAAUCCUGCCCGACCUCCCUUUGCAUUCCAAGUCACGCCACAUAACGCCGGGCACGACCGAAAACUCGGCCUUCCAUGUCUCGGCACUCAUCCGAUCACACGCCCACGGUGGAAGAGCUCACGUCGUUGGUGUCUCCAUGGGUGGGUACAUAGCCCAGUGUCUUGCGUUGGACCAACCUGACCUUGUGCUUUCGCUAUUCGUCUCUGGUGCUGCACCAGCUGUGGGAAUCCGCUCUUUCAUGGCCCAAUGGACAGGAUUCACCUAUUAUUGUAUGAAGCUGAUGUUUCAAUGGCUUCCUGUAUGGUUAAUACAGUAUCAAAUAUCUUCACAGGGCCUAAAAGUCAGUGAGGAGUUGAUAGUCGAGAUGAGAAACAACAUCACAUGGCCACUGUUUCAAGACAUGUUUCCAUGGAUUGUAUCAUUCACUUUGGAUGAUGUACGGCAGUUAAAAGUACGGAUUCUUUCCAUCGCGGGUGCGAAAGGAGAUGAUGUGGCUAUGAUACAGAAAACGGCGCAUGUCUUGAGAGAUAGACGGACUGAUCAGGACGAAGCGUGGCCAGAGGAUGGAUCGGGAGCAGUGGUCAUAAGGGAAGCAGCGCAUCCGUGGGACAUGCAGUUUCCGGAGCUCUUUGCUCGAGGGGUUUCUGCUUGGGUUAAUGGGGAUAAACUGCCUGUGGAAUUUGAGAGACUUUAA